GUUUAACACGCUGUCAGUGGGUCCCUGCAUUUUCCCUUCCAAUUCUCUCCCGCGAAUACCGCAUUAAGCCCCUAAAACGAUGUCGUGUCGUUCAAUCAUCUUCCCCAUAAUAAUUUCAACAAUUUCAACGCCUUCUAUGUCUCCUCUCUGUCUCUCUCUAUAGGAGACCAAAUUCCCCCGAUUCUUUCUCCCCCCAAAUCUAGCUCCCCUUUAAAGAAAAUAAAAGAUAGAUAAAUAAAUAACAGUAAAUAUAAGUGUAAAGCGAUGGAUCGGAGGAGGACAGCGAGUCCGGUUUACGGGCGACAGUGGAGCGGAGGAUCGAGCAGCUCGGGCUCGUCGUCUCCAGCGCAUCCUCAGUCGCGAUUGCAGGCGGGUUCAGCCGGUGGUAUGUCAACCAUCAAGCGCACACAAAACGUCGCCGCGAAAGCCGCGGCUCAACGACUCGCUCAAGUCAUGGCUUCACAGACCCCCGACGACGAUGAGGAAGACGACGAUCUAGGGUUCCGGUUCGGCGGUCCUCCUGUACCUACUAGCUUCUCCAAUAACGGUCUAAAUCACAGUACUUUGCCGGCGUUCUCAGUCACUCGGCCUAAUAGAUCUCCCUCCCCUGCGUUAGGUCGGAAUUUUGUAGAACAUGCGCCUUCGGUGCGCUCCACGUCAGCAGGGAGGCCGGCAAGGUCGAUGCGGUCAACGACGCCAACUUUGCUGCCUCCGAGUAGGACUUCAGUUCGCACGCCAGUUACUAUACCUCCGAUUGAUCCUCCUCAUAGGAGCAGAGAUAAAAGGUUUACAGCUGAUGUGGGACAACUCAAAGCAAAAGACACUGGAGAUCAGCGUGAAUCUUCUGCACUUCGUGAUGAACUUGAUAUGCUACAAGAAGAGAAUGAGAAUCUACUUGACAAGGUUCAUUCUGCUGAAGAAAGACGUGAGGAAGCUGAAGCAAGAGCUAGGGAGCUUGAGAAACAGGUUGCUUCCUUAGGAGAAGGUGUAUCUCUGGAAGCCAAAUUAUUAAGUAGGAAGGAAGCAGCUUUGCGUCAAAGAGAGGCUGCUCUUAAGGCUGCAAAACAGACAAAGGAUGGUAGGGAGGAGGAAAUUGCUGCCCUUCAUUCAGAACUUGAGAACUUGAAGGAUGGGGCUGCUACAGCCAUGGAACAGCUCCAUGAAGCAGAAUCUGAAACAAAAGCUCUUCGUACAAUGACACAGAGAAUGAUUUUGACUCAGGAAGAGAUGGAGGAAGUUGUCCUAAAGAGAUGUUGGCUUGCACGUUACUGGGGAUUGGCUGUACAGCAUGGCAUAUGUGCAGAUAUAGCAGUGUCAAAGCAUGAAUAUUGGUCGGCGUUGGCUCCUCUUCCAUUUGAAGUUGUUGUUUCUGCUGGACAAAAGGCAAAAGAGGAUUGGGAUAGAGGUGCUGGAGAUCCAGACCGGAGUAAACUUGUCCGGGAUAUGAAUGAUCUGACAGGAGAAGGAAAUAUUGAGAGUAUGCUUUCAGUUGAAAUGGGCCUACGGGAAUUAGCAUCUUUGAAGGUUGAAGAUGCUGUUCUACAUGCAUUAGGCAGGCAUAGACGACUGGGUUUGCUUCAUCAAUCCAUCUCAGAUUCGAAGUCACCAGGUGAUCCCAAGUUGAUUGAUGCAUUUGAACUAAGUGAAGAGGAGGGAGAAGAUGUUCUUUUCAAAGAGGCUUGGUUAACAUAUUUUUGGAGAAGAGCCAAAGUACAUGGCGUGGAAGAGGAUAUUGCAGAAGAGUGGCUUCAGUUUUGGAUCAGCCGUAGUGGGCAGACCCCUACUUCACAUGACGCUGUGGAUGUUGAUCGAGGUUUAUUUGAGCUACGGAAGCUGGGGAUUGAACAACAGCUUUGGGAAGCAUCUCGUAAAGAAAUUGACCAGCCAUCUGCAGCAUCCUUGUCAAAUCACAAGGAUUUGGACAACAUUUUGUGAUUUGUUUCUUCCUUUCUCUUUUUCACUGUCUUGAUAGGUUUGCAUCAAAUAUUAAGUUUGCAUAUUUAUUGUUCAAUUUUUUUUCAUAUUAAUUUUUACUAUAGCUUGCUUAAAUUUCACAUUUUUGCUUUCUUGUCUUUGUUGUAAAUUUGACGAUACGAUUCCUUGUAUAACAGAUCUUGAUACAUGUUUGAGCUUCAAAUGAAGAUCCUAAGAUUCAGCUGCGUGAAUUUCUAAUAAAACGCCUCAGUUUUUUUUUUUUUUUUUUGGAAUUUUUUUAUUUAAGAUUAUAAGAAGCUAAGCUUUGAUUAGUAAAAUUAAGAGUUCAGUAUUUUAUUAAAAGGGCAAAGGAGCAUACAUUAUUUAAGGGUUCAACAGAAAGAAAAGCCAGCUCGCUUUUCUCCACUCUGCAACUUAAAUUAAUACCCAAAAAAAAAGGUGAGAGAGAUCAUGGAAAGAAGAAAGUGGAGUUUUGCUUUUAUUGUAAGAGUUCAAAAGUUGUAAUUUAUCAUAUUGAGACACAUUUUCCAAAUCUGAUGCUCCCACCCACUUCCCCCUUAACCAAUCUUAAUUUCAUUUAAUUUUUUAACAAAGUCUACACCAUAACAUUAUACCUUUUUAAAUGU
This is a messenger RNA of Durio zibethinus, 2561 nucleotides long. RefSeq names its product coiled-coil domain-containing protein SCD2-like. The record is from RefSeq and is a predicted model, not a curated record. Lineage: Eukaryota; Viridiplantae; Streptophyta; Magnoliopsida; Malvales; Malvaceae. Gene Ontology annotation, biological process: cytokinesis by cell plate formation.